AUGAGAUAUGGUUUGUUUCAGGCAGAGAAAAAGAAGAAUUUUGUCAGGAGAAGUCUUGUCAUUGGAGAAGUCCUUUCCAUUGCAGACAUGGCAACAGGAGUAAAGUGUGGCAUAAUUUACUGGUUAUUUGGUGGGGCUGUCAGGAAUCUUGGGAGUCCAGGACAUGUUGCUAAGUGGUUCCUGCCACUCCAGGAGCAGAAAUACACAGGGAUGUUUGCGAUGACCGAGCGGGGUCACGGUAGCAAUGUGAGGGGCAUACAGACAGAAGCGACUUUUGAUCUCACCGCUCAGGAGUUUAUCAUUGACACUCCUUGUGAAAAUGCUGAGAAGAUGUACAUUGGGAAUGCCAUGGAAGGGCAUUAUGCCGCUGUCUUUGCCCAGCUCAUCAUAAAUGGAAGAUCUCAAGGCCCCCAUUGCUUCAUUGUUCCCGUCAGAGAUGAAAAUGGAAGCCUGUAUCCUGGAGUGACAGCGAUUGACAUGUUACACAAAGAAGGCUUACAUGGUGUGGAUAAUGGGAUUUUAAUAUUUGACAAGGUUCGAAUUCCAAGGGAGAACCUACUGGAUAAGUUUGGUUCCGUGGCACCAGAUGGACAAUAUUAUUCACCCAUUAAGAACAAGAGCGAAAGAUUCAAUGUAAUGUUGGCAGCUCUGACACCGUCCCGAUUAGCUGUGGCUUUCCAAGCCUUGGGAGCAAUGAAGCUCGGUCUGACAAUAGCCAUUCGCUAUAGCCACAGCCGGAGGCAGUUUGGGCCCAAGGCCAAGGAAGAAGUCAAGAUCAUUGAACACCAAACGCAGUACCUCCGAUUGAUGCCUCAUUUGGCAACGACAUUAGCGCUGACUUUUACCAGCAGAUAUGCUGGUGAUUUACUGGAUGAGGAUAUUUUUCACGAGAAGGAUCUUGCCAACAGUCGAUCUUUACAGGCUCUGGUGGCAGGACUAAAAGCCUAUAGUACCUGGGAAAACAUAACCUGUUUACAAGACUGCCGAGAGUGCACUGGAGGCAUGGGAUACAUGAUGGAAAAUCGGAUCUCAGGCUUAAAAUGUGACUCAGACGUGUUUGUGACUUUUGAAGGAGACAAUGUGGUUAUGCUCCAGGUGGUGGUACGGGAACUCCUGGCUCAGUAUACCAAACAGUAUGAGGAAAGACCACUUUUUGGCCUCCUUCGAAACUGGACAGAGUCUGUGAGUGACAACUUGAGAACCAGUUUUUUGGCAUUUAACAUGGAUGCUAUUGGUAAUCUGACCUUCCUAUUGAAAGCAGUGAGUUUUCGGGAAAGAGUCCUUCAACGAGGAUUGGCGGCCAGAAUUUAUUAUAAGGUAAUGACCAAGAAGGAGGACAUUUUCAGUGCCUGGAAUUCAUGUCUUCAUCAUGUUGCUUCCUUGUCCCUGGCGCACAUACACAGAGUUACUUUAGAGCAGUUUUCUUUAGCGGUGGGGAGCUGCCCCGUUCGGGAGGACCAGACUUUGUUAAUGAAGUUUUGUCUUUUGUAUGGAACCAAGUUGGUGUUCCAGGAGAGAGCAUGGUACUUAGAGCAUAAAUACUUGACCCCAACAAGCAGUGUGCAGAUCAGAAGUCAGUUGCUGAAUUUAUGUGAUUCGGUGAAGGAGGAUGCAUUGAAGGUGAUUUCAGCCUUCAACAUUCCUCACAGCUCCAUCCACGCCCCUAUCGCUGGCAUUCCCAAUCCCAGAGCAGCUUGGGCAUUUUACCCUCCACCCCAGCUUCAAGAGCAGUCGAAGUCGACUGGGAAAGGAAUGGACCACCAGCGACCCAAAUUUGGGGCCAAAUUAUAA
This is a messenger RNA of Gracilinanus agilis (Agile Gracile Mouse Opossum), 1791 nucleotides long. It is a transcript of the gene ACOXL, whose product is annotated as acyl-CoA oxidase like. Gene Ontology annotation, molecular function: FAD binding; acyl-CoA oxidase activity; fatty acid binding. The coding region runs from base 1 to 1791 and encodes 596 amino acids. NCBI's taxonomy places the organism in Eukaryota, Metazoa, Chordata, Mammalia, Didelphimorphia, Didelphidae. The transcript has 17 exons. Gene Ontology annotation, cellular component: peroxisome. The record is from RefSeq and is a predicted model, not a curated record. Gene Ontology annotation, biological process: fatty acid beta-oxidation using acyl-CoA oxidase; lipid homeostasis.